AUAGAACAAACUAAAUGAAAGAAAAUAUGAAAUAAUAAUGGCUGCUCAAUAUAUUGAUGGGUCGCUUUUAUCAGGAGAUCAGAUGAAAGCAUUUUUAUAUUCUCAAAAAGAGCCUGUUGUAAUUACUAAUAUGAUUAAUGAUUGGUCAUUAAUAAAUUGGACUUUGGAUCAAAUUGCCAAUGAAUUUGGAAGUAUAGAAACAAGUCUAAAAAUUUACAAAAGAAAAUCUUACGAUUUAUCUUCAAUAACAAAUACUAAUUCAAACUCUUUUGUACCCAUGGAGACUGAUUGCUUAUACAUAAAGUGUUUAUUAAAGGAGUUUAUUUUCUGGAUAACUGAGAAAAAAGAUAUGAUUGGCAAACUUGCUGCAUUUCCAUACUCUGAAUAUUGGGGUUAUGCUGACUACAACUAUAUGUUUGAAUUUUUCAAAGAUUUUUCUUAUGUUUUAAAUGAAGUUAAUUGGGGAAAGUUUGGUUAUCCUAAUCGUAACGGUUUCCAUUCAACGAUUUGGUUUGGAAGUAAAGGUUCUUUUACUCCUUGUCACCAAGACGCUUAUGGCACUAAUCUAGUUGCACAAAUUUUGGGUAUUAAAGAAUGGAUUUUGUUUUCACCACAUGCUUCUGAAUUAAUGCAAGCAACUCGUAUUCCUUAUGAAGAAUCUACCAUUUUUAGUAAAGUUGAUGUUAAAUCAAAUUUACAAUAUGGAAUUAAAGUUCGAUUACUACCUGGAGAGGUUUUGUAUGUACCAAAACAUUGGUGGCAUUAUGUAGAAAAUGAAACAAACAGCAUCAGCAUCAACACAUGGUUAGAAAUGGAAACUGAUAGCUAUGAUCGCAUAUGUGAAGCUUUAGUAAAGAUUCUGGUUUUUUCAAUGAAAAAAUACGAUGGAACCUCUCCAGAUCGUUGGCUAAAUCCUAAUGAGGAGGUGCCUAAGAAUUUUUCCGAUUGUCUGCAACUACUUAAGUCUGCACUAAAUGAAAACUACGAAGUAAACGCAUGCUUAUCUACAUUUCAUACUCGUGCCGUAGUAGAUGAUCAACAUGGCUCUUUGCAUAAAUUAGAAGAUAUUGUACCAGAUACUUCAACGGGUCAAGAUAUUAAUCGUAAAAAAAUUUCAAAUCAUUGUGAUAUUAGAGGUGUUGAUUGUGAUUUUCUGGUGAACUGUUUUGCUGACAAAGAUGUAUUAACUAAAGUUAUUGAAGUCAUGUUUAAAAAAAUGAAAAACAACUAAUUUAACUUAAGUUAUUUGUAAUUACAGAAUAUUUAUAACCAUUUGUGUCGAAGAUUUUCAAGUUUAGAAAUUAAAUAUUUUUUAAAGAACUAAAACUGUGUUAACGAAUACCUAUGCCUAGGCAUGUAAAAAGUAUUAUGCGUUUUAAAGAGUUUGUAUUUAUGUGACACCUGCGCAAAGUGAUUAAAAUAUAAAAGUUAAUUUCUAAAACACAUGAAAUAUAUAUUUACUAAUUUAUUA
Messenger RNA from Hydra vulgaris (swiftwater hydra), 1471 nucleotides. RefSeq names its product HSPB1-associated protein 1. Gene Ontology annotation, molecular function: 2-oxoglutarate-dependent dioxygenase activity. NCBI's taxonomy places the organism in Eukaryota, Metazoa, Cnidaria, Hydrozoa, Anthoathecata, Hydridae. The record is from RefSeq and is a predicted model, not a curated record.